Messenger RNA from Ilyonectria robusta, 2409 nucleotides. RefSeq lists its product as uncharacterized. Lineage: Eukaryota; Fungi; Ascomycota; Sordariomycetes; Hypocreales; Nectriaceae. The coding region runs from base 1 to 2409 and encodes 802 amino acids. The record is from RefSeq and is a predicted model, not a curated record. The transcript has 3 exons.
AUGGCUCUUCGAUAUCCAGCCGAUUUCCUCCUGCACCUGCGGGAGUCACCAUUAUGCACAAGGCCCACAAACCUCCCUCCCGCCGAGGAGUGGAUGGGCCCACCAGCCGAACAAGCCCGCGGUCAAGGGACCACAGGCAAGACUGCCGGUGAGCGACCUCGGUCAAACGACAACUCCAUCCUGGAUCAGGGUGCUCGACGACCUGGCCUCCAUGUAUCGAGAAACAGCGCGAACCCUGAGGACAUUGUCUUUGCCCCCCCUCGAAUGGCCUUCGCCUCUGCGCGAGGGAAUAAGUCGAUUGACGACAAGACUCUCAAGGAACCCGAUGCUUCAGGCCGAUUUGGCAACUUCCGAAGUCGCAAUGGCGACGCCGAGACCGAUCGCUUCCGCGAAGGACGUACCGCCAACGGAUUCCGCCGCCGCGAUGGUGAGGGAGAGUCUGAAGGCUGGAGCACAGUCAAGCCGCGCAAGAGCUUCGGCCACGAAGGCGCUGAGCGCUUCCAUGGACGCAUGGGCGGCAACUUCCGAGACGAGAGGCGACAACCCAGAGAACGGGAACCUGAGGCUCUUCGAGAUCGCCCUGCGCGCAACUUUGACAACUUCACUCGAGACAAGGAAGCGGAGGAUGCCGAUGGACGAUCCCGCAACGGGCUAAACCGGCCCAAGGUCGAGCCGUGGUUCAAGAAUGAGCCCACCACCAACGAAACCCUGGCCCCUGAGAAGCGAGACCGCAUCGAUCGUGCCAAGAGCUGGAGAGACCGUGACAAGGAUACCGAAGCCAUCGACGACCGCAACAGUGGCCGCAACCACGAUCGACGAUGGGGCGGCCGCGAGCAGCGAGUUGAGCGAGAGCCCGAAUGGCUUGACGAACCUCUCGAGGAGCACCCCGAAGCGCAUACUCAACAAGACUUCCAGAAGUGGAUGGAGGAAAUGAAGAAGGCUAAGAACCGCGCACCCUCAGCUCCUGGCAAGUCCGGUCCCACCGAUUCGGUCGAGGUUCCUGUCGAGGCUGAGAAGCCAGUUCAAUCGGCUCCUGCUGUCGAAGCUGGCCCGGACAAGUUCUUCAUGGCCUUUGGUGGAUCUAACUCAGGUCUCGAUACCUCGAGCCCUGGCGAGCCUACGGAGGCUACAAACAAGCCCAAGGCCACUGGAAAAUCGUCGCGAUUCACCUCUUUCUUCUCUCACGCCCAGGAGGAGGUGCGAGGAGGAAGAAACGACGCCCCCCCGCAGAUGACUGGACCUCCCAUGCCUGGCCCCCCCAUGCCUGGACACCCAAUGGCUGGGCCUCCUAUGGCCGGACCUCCCAUGCCUGGACCGAUGAUGUCUGGACCCCCAAUGACUGGACUACCCAUGAAUGGACUGCCUUUCCCUAUGGGCGGUGGCCCAGCAGCGCCGCCUGCUCCUGAGGAGGAGAGGCAGGCAUUCCAGCAGCUGCUCAUGAAGCUCCAGAAGCAGUCGAUGAGCGCAACCCCGCCAGGACCUUCUCCCUUCGCAGCCCCCCCGCACAGUACUCCCCCGGAUGGUCGAAAGCCACAAGCCUCCAUGACUUCUCCAGAGCCACCGUUCCAGCAGUACGGAGGUGACCGCCGAAUGGAGGGGCCACCCAUGGGUAGGCCACCGCCACAGCAUGUCCAGGAGAUUCUCGCCCCUCGACCUCAGCCCCAGGCCCGCCCCGAGCAGCUCCUCCAGGACCUCGUUGGUCAACGACAGCGUGCCCCGAGCCAACCCUCUGGCCGCCCCGAGAUCGCCCGUAACAACAGCAACACCGAGUUCUUGAUGAACCUGAUGCGGGCACCGCAGGAUAUGCAGCGCAACGACUUAUUGAUGCGCAUGGCUCAGCCCCAGAAACAGCCCCAUAUGCCCCCAAUGAACGACAGGGAACCCGACUUCGCGAGAGACCAGCGCCAAAUGCGCCCUCAACCCCCACCCGGAUUCCCCAUGGAGGAUUCCUUCCGCAAUGACGGCGAUGGCCGGCCUAACCAGCCGACCCAGAUCCUGCAGCGCCCGCCACCGCCUCCCGGCCUGGACCAGAUGCCUCCCGGCUGGAUGCCCGGCGGCCAGAUGCCUCCUCCAGUCAACCGCGGCCCUAUGAUGGCCCCCCCUGGACUCGCCGGUGGCCUCAACGGUCCUAACGGCCCGAACCGCAACAUGCCCAUGCCUCCUCACAUGUUCCCGAACUUCCCUCCCGGCGCGAUGCCUCCCCUCGAGGCCAUGGGCGGCAUGCCCCCUCGCAACAUGCCUCCUCCUCCCCCGGGUUUCUUCGGUGGCCCUCCCCACGGAUACAUCCCCCCCGGCCUCGGCGGCUUCAACGGUCCGCCCGUGCCUGAAUUCGCCGGUGCCCCCUUUGAAGGCCGCGGUAUGCCCCCCACUGGCAACCCCGGCCGCGGUACUGCCUAUGGCAGACAAUAA